AUGGUCGCUAACUGUCCCGACAGCGAUGACUCGUCCAUGUCCUUGACUGAGAGUGUCAAGGAUUAUCCCAUCGAAUUUGGCAGGAGAUAUCAUGCUUACCGAGCUGGCUCCGUCACAGCAUAUGCCUUCCCAAAUGACAACUACGAGCUGGAGCGCCUCACCUUCCAGUACGACAUACUCACAGCCCUCUUCAGCGGCAGACUCUUCUUCGCGCCCCUCACCAAGGCCUCGCCGCCGCGGAGGAUACUCGAUAUCGGUACGGGCACGGGAAAAUGGGCCAUCCAGAUGGGCGACUACUUCCCCGAAACCGAAAUCAUCGCCACGGACCUGUCACCCGUCCAGCCGGAAGAGGUUCCGCCGAAUGUUAAUUUCUUUGUGGAAGAUUCAUCCGAACCGUGGGACUACACCCAGCCAUUCGAUUACAUCCACACGCGCGUCACGGCGGGGUGCUGGUCAUGCUUCAAGACCCAGGUAGCCCAGCAGGCCUUCGACUCGCUCAGCCCGGGCGGGUGGCUCGAGUCGCAGGAGUUUGACUCGUACGUGGCCUGCGACGACGGGACCGUGCCCGAGAACAGCCACCUGUCGGCAUACCUGCGCACCCUGGCCGAGGCGGCCGCCCAGAUGGACCGCCCGAUGAAGCUGGCAUGUCACCUCCGGAGCAUAUACGAGGAGGUCGGCUUCGUCGACGUCCACGAGCGCAUCUUCAAGAUCCCGACAAACGGAUGGCCGCGCGACGAGCGGCUCAAGGAGCUGGGCAAGAACUGGGAGCUUAACCUGCGGCAAGGGCUCAGCGGCUUCAGCUAUAAUCUCUAUCAUCGGGCCUUUGGACGGACUGCCGUCGAGACAGAGCUCUCCCUCGUCGACGUACGACGCGAAAUAUCAGACCCCCGAAUGCACGCCUACAUGCCCAUCUACGUGGUGUGGGGGAGAAAACCGUUCCCCGGCGAACCGGUCCCAAACAGGACGACGUCUUAA
This is a messenger RNA of Geosmithia morbida, 975 nucleotides long. Its product is annotated as TAM domain methyltransferase. NCBI's taxonomy places the organism in Eukaryota, Fungi, Ascomycota, Sordariomycetes, Hypocreales, Bionectriaceae. The record is from RefSeq and is a predicted model, not a curated record. Gene Ontology annotation, molecular function: methyltransferase activity. The coding region runs from base 1 to 975 and encodes 324 amino acids. The transcript is spliced from 4 exons.